UAGGAGGUUCUGGGUGACUUUGGACGUCCGCAGAGCCUAGGUGCAGACUCAGUCCAGGGCUUGUCAAACAGGUUUGUUUUUCUCUCGUUUUAGACCCGAGGGCCUGCCGCAAACAUGCUUCGCCAGAUCAUCGGUCAGGCCAAGAAACACCCAAGCUUGAUCCCCCUCUUCAUAUUUAUUGGAACUGGAGGUACUGGGGCAGCACUGUAUGUCUUGCGUCUGGCAUUGUUCAAUCCAGAUGUUAGUUGGGACAGAAAGAAUAACCCAGAACCCUGGAACAAGCUGGGUCCCAAUGAUCAAUACAAGUUCUACUCAGUGAAUGUGGAUUAUAGCAAACUGAAGAAAGAAGGUCCAGACUUCUAAACCAAAUGUUUCACUAUAAAGCUGCUUAGAAUGAAGGUCUUCCAGAAGCCAUCCGCACAAUUUUUCACUUAACCAGGAAAUAUUUAUCCUCUAAAUGCAUGAAAUCAUGUUGAUGUAUUGUGUUGAGGGUUACACUGAUUAAUAAAUAUCUGAAACUUGG
Messenger RNA from Lemur catta (Ring-tailed lemur), 523 nucleotides. It is a transcript of the gene COXFA4, whose product is annotated as NDUFA4 mitochondrial complex associated. NCBI's taxonomy places the organism in Eukaryota, Metazoa, Chordata, Mammalia, Primates, Lemuridae. The coding region runs from base 115 to 363 and encodes 82 amino acids. The record is from RefSeq and is a predicted model, not a curated record. The transcript has 4 exons.